Molecule: messenger RNA, 879 nt
Organism: Carlito syrichta (Philippine tarsier)
Lineage: Eukaryota; Metazoa; Chordata; Mammalia; Primates; Tarsiidae
Product: olfactory receptor 8D4
Biological process (GO): sensory perception of smell; G protein-coupled receptor signaling pathway
Cellular component (GO): membrane
Molecular function (GO): olfactory receptor activity; odorant binding
Source: RefSeq, a predicted model, not a curated record
AUGGGUACAAUAAAUCAUUCUGCAGUGACUGAGUCAAGAUUAACUGAACAACCAGAGCUUCAGCAGCCCAUUUUCUGCGUCUUCAUAGACAUUUAUAUAGUUUCUAUGGUGGGAAACCUUGGCCUGAUUGCAAUAAUUAGGCUGAAUCCUCAACUUCACACCCGCAUGUUCUAUUUUCUCAGUAGUUGGUCUUUUUUGGAUUUUUGGUAUUCUUUUGUCAUUACCCCCCAAAUGCUAGCAGGAUUUAUAUGCAGAGAUAAAUCUGUCUCCUGUUCUGGAUGCAUGACUCAGCUGUUUCUUUUUUUCUUUUUCUGUUUCUGAAUGCUGGCAGCCAUGUUCUAUGAUCACUAUGUGGCCCUCCGCUCCACCCCAGUGCCCAGUGUCAUCAUGUCCCCUGGGGUCUGUUCUCAUCUCUGCUGGUGACUGCUGUCCUUUCAGUAAGUUUAACCCAUGCAUGGAGGUUGUAUAUUAAGGUUGUCUUCUUGUAGAUCAAACAUCAUUAAACGUUAUUUCUGUGACGUUAUCCCUCUUAUUAAACUCUCCUGUUCUAGCACUUAUCUUGAUGAGCUUUUGAUUUUUGCCAUUGGUAAAUUUCACAUGGUGACCACUAGCCUAACAAUCAUCAUUCUAUAUGUUUUUAUCCUCACCAGCAAUCUCUGCAUCCACUCUAAAGAAGGCAGGCCUAGCCGCACCUGCAGCUUCCACCUGACAGUCACUGUUAUUUUUUAUGGGUCUUUCAUGUCCAUGUAUCUCAAACCUGCUUCCAGCAGUUCACUCACCCAGGAGCAAGUAUCCUUAGUGUUGUACACCACUGUGAUUCCCAUGUUGGAUCCUUUGAUAUAUAGUCGGAGGAACAAGGAAGUGAAAAAUGCACUGUGA